Suillus paluster is the source of this 1257-nucleotide messenger RNA. RefSeq lists its product as uncharacterized. The record is from RefSeq and is a predicted model, not a curated record. NCBI's taxonomy places the organism in Eukaryota, Fungi, Basidiomycota, Agaricomycetes, Boletales, Suillaceae. The coding region runs from base 111 to 872 and encodes 253 amino acids. The transcript is spliced from 6 exons.
CUUUCAUCAUAAAUAGAAACCAGUUGUCUCUGUCUGGGCACUGGUAGAGGCCGAACAAACAGCCCGCGCUUACGCAGGUUGUCGACCUCCACGUUACUUCGUUGCAAGACAUGUCGGACGCCGUCUCCAUCAGAUCCAUACGCAGUGCACCUCCAAGUUACGACACCGCACUUCUUCAACGGUUGACUCUAGAUGAAGAAGAAGUAGAAGAACCCCCCAGAGUUGUAACUGAAGCAUCAUUGGUGGUGUUAGCUCCACCGACCAAUGUAUCAACUGAUACGCUCGUUGAUCCCACGACAAGAAACAUCUCAGCUGACGUCGAAGCAAGAGGACCAUUCACAUUCUCACCGUUCGGUCCGAACGCUAUGCUGCUCUUGCCUCACACGCUCUCUUCGAAUUCACGUCCUCUAUAUCAUAUCUCUGUCUCGAACGAUUGCUUCAGACCUCAGGUAUUCACCACCGUUAUUCGCAGAGGAACAGAGCAAGGCCAGGUUAUUGCGAGAAUUCAGUUCAGUCUUCCGAAUUUCCUUCAACGCUCUUCCGCUGAUGCGCCACCCGGCUCAGGGCGGCCUAGGGUGGCUCAUCUUGAUAAUAUACAUUUCAAACGUGAAAGGUUGCAAUGGGAGUGGCAUUUUGACAAGAGCAUGCCUCUCGUGUGGCAAUCAAAUUGUCAGGGAAAAACAGUGAUUUCCGUCCAGUGUGCUCAGUACGGGGUGAGGAACCCUCCGAUUCUGGCUACCUUCGUUCCGAGCAACAAAAGGGGACAGCUUCAGACAUUGGAUAUUACUUCGGCGGGGCGACCUUUUAUGGACAAUAUCGUGAUUUCAUGCCUUGCAACAGAGGGGAGAAGAACUACCAAGCAUGAUAAGUGAAGUUAGAGAUACCAUCUUCAAUGGUAUGCAGACCCCGCUGUGAUAUCCCCAUGCCCCAUGCCCUACACAUAUGUAAUAACCAACAGAUGCUGCCAUAUUUAUGCCAUGAGAGCAAUGUGUUUGAGCUCACUGCCAGACGUGAGUUAGAUCUGGCUUCGGGGUAGUUUAACUUUUGGUACUCACUUCUGAACCUGUUGUCCAACUUUCAUCGGUUCAUAAACCGUAUGCUGAUAGGCUGUCUGAUUCGAAUUGAACGCAUUUGCACGUUCAGAUAGCUCAGGUAGCGCAACAAGGUCAUAAUCGGACGAGAGGUGCCAGAAAAAUGUUGAUGAUAUACGAAUAAGCGGCCGGUCAGGAUGGCUCUCUUUACGCCGCUCGACAGUCU